UUUCUUUUUUAAAAAACUUUUUAAAAGAAAUAAAACAAAUCCAGCGUGCCAACACACAAUGAGGACAUAUAACACGAGUCUGUAAAAAUGUAAAGGAGCUGAAAUAUUAAGCUAAAGAUUUUCACCUUAAUGUGUGAUGAAAACUGAUUUCAUGAAUUUAGUGUCAAAAAAAAAUUUCUUUAGGAACUGAUAUCGAAAUCAAGGUAUUGGUAUCAAUAUAAUCAGAUAUCAAUCAAAUAUUUUUAACAAAACCCAGCCCUACUUGAACAUGGUAUAUUAUCUGGACCAGCAGACUUUUCCACAUCCACUGUGUUUACUGACAGUGGCGUGUCCUCUGGAGCCGGAGAAGGAGCAGUUAUACUUCCUGUUUACAUCCACUGAAACAUUCUGUGGUUCCAUUAUGUCUAAUGGGGAAACAUUGCCUCAGAUUACUGAGACCAAAGACAAAUGAACAAAGAGGUGGUUGGUCCUUCCGUUCACCCAGCCCUCUUCCAGUGAGAGCUAAUAUAUACUGAGGUGACUGGGAUGCACAUUAGCUGUAAUCCUGACAGACUUCAUGUUCUCACUGGUCCUGCAGUCAUGAUGCUCGCUGGCUUCCUCCUUCUUCUCCUCCUCACAGAUGGAGAAUCAUCCAACAGUAACUGCAGUUAUCGGGAUCUUUAUCAGUUUUUAAAGUCAGAAGGUGUUGGGACGAACAUCAUGAUCCGGCCGGUUAAAAACCACACAUCACCCACUGUGGCAGAACUACUUGCACAAAUCUAUUCCGUCCUAGAUGUGAACGAGAGGGAACAGAAAUUUGUUUCCUACAUUUGGAUUUAUUUGAAAUGGCGAGAUGAGUACAUAUCUUGGAAUCCUGAGGAUUUCUGUGGUAUUGAGCGCAUUUUUCUUUCUAACGACCAACUGUGGAAGCCAGAUAUAAUUAUUGAAGAGAUGACAGAUAAGGACAAGAUCAAUCAGUCUCCUUAUCUCACUGUUGACUACCAAGGUGAAGUCUAUGUCAAGAACGACAUAAAGGUGAUCAGCACCUGCGAGAUGCACCUUUACAAAUUCCCUUUUGACAAUCAGAGCUGCAACCUUUCCUUCAGGUCUGCUAUGCACCCAGACAAGGAAAUUAAGCUUCGUCUCCAGGCUGGGUAUGCAGAAACCAGAAUGAUGCUCAUGGAGAAGUUCAAGACCCAUGAAUGGAUACUGUUAAGCUUGUACAUCUCUAACCCAGAUGUUGGCGAUACUGAGACCGAGCAGAGCAUGGUGGUUUACGAAAUCAACAUGGGCAGGCGCUCUGCACUCUACGUUGUCAACUUCAUGCUGCCUGUCCUGUUCUUCUUGGGACUGGACUUGUCCUCCUUCCUGAUCUCAGACAGCGGGGGUGAAAAGCUCAGCUUCAAGGUCACUGUGCUGCUUUCUGUCACUGUGAUGCAGCUUAUUCUGAGUGAAAUACUUCCUUCUACUUCAAACAGGAUUCCACUUAUAGCAACCUACAUUAUGGGGAUUUUUGGAUUGAUGAUGCUCAGCCUCCUGGAGACAAUUCUGGUGAAGUAUCUGUUGGAGAAAGAUUCAAAAGUAAAUGAACCGAACGGGAGUCAAAGCCUGAGUGAGGACUGUGGCGACAAACAAGGCAAAGUCAGCCUUAACGACUGCUGUAGAGGCAUUCACUCUGCCUGUGUCUGUGACGUCUCUGCCAGUGAAACACCACCUGAACUGCUGCCGGUGGGCCAAGAGGUAAGCUGCAGCCAACAGACGGAGGAGUCCCAUGACUUUGGAAAGCUGUCAGAGGAGCUGAGAGAGGUGGUGAAGACGCUGUCUCUGCUGCUCAACUGCAGGAAGGAAGAGACGAAGCCUGGCUACUGGACCAGAGUGUCGAACAAAAUCAACAAAGUUUUCUUCAUUUUUUAUGUCAUAGCUGUCACUCUGUUUUUAAUCUAUAUGCUUUUCUGUUGGAAUACAGAAUAGUGCGGUAAAAAAGUGUUAAUGCAAGGUAAACAUCAGAAGUUGUAGGUUGUACUCUGAACCCACAGGGGAAAAUCUAAUCAAAAUGUCUUUGGAUGACUGACAAUGAGUGACACUGCAGCUGAAGGUGAA
This is a messenger RNA of Acanthopagrus latus (yellowfin seabream), 2079 nucleotides long. RefSeq names its product 5-hydroxytryptamine receptor 3A-like. Gene Ontology annotation, cellular component: synapse; membrane; neuron projection. The transcript is spliced from 10 exons. Lineage: Eukaryota; Metazoa; Chordata; Actinopteri; Spariformes; Sparidae. Gene Ontology annotation, molecular function: extracellular ligand-gated monoatomic ion channel activity; transmembrane signaling receptor activity; neurotransmitter receptor activity. Gene Ontology annotation, biological process: signal transduction; monoatomic ion transmembrane transport; chemical synaptic transmission. Bases 526 to 1950 code for a protein of 474 amino acids. The record is from RefSeq and is a predicted model, not a curated record.